UGUGUGAGUGUGUGAGUGUGUUGUGUGUGUGUAUGUGUGUGUGUGUAUAUGCGUGUAUAUGUGUGAGUGUGUAUAUUUGUGUGUGUGUGUAUAUGUGUGUGUGUUGUGUGUGUGUAUAUAUGUGUGUGUGUGUAUGUGUGUGUGUUUGUAUAUAUGUGUGUGUGUGUAUAUAUGUGUGUGUGUGUGUGUUUGUGUGUUUGUAUAUAUAUGUGUGUGUGUGUAUAUAUGUGUGUGUGUGUAUGUGUGUGUGUUUGUAUAUAUAUGUGUGUGUGUGUAUAUAUGUGUGUGUGUGUGUUUGUGUGCGUGUGUGUGUGAGUGUGUUGUGUAUGUGUGUAUAUGUGUGCAUAUGUGUGAGUGUGUGUGUUGUGUGUAUAUUUGUGUGUGUGUGUGUGUGUGUGUAUAUGUGUGUGUGUAUAUAUGUGUGCGUGUGUGUAUAAGUGUUUGUGUGUGUGUGUGUGUAUGUGUGUGUGUGUAUAUGUGUGUGUGUGUGUGUGUGUGUACAGACAUUCCUCAGUGGACACACACACACACACACACACACUCCACACACACACACAUUUUAACUUCCUCUCCCGAGACUUUAGUGGCCUCAGGUGUUGCCGCGGGUGGGUGGAGUCAAUCGGCGCGCUGUGAUUGGCCCGCACGGAUGUGGGCGUGGCCCACGUCCAGUGAGGGCAUGUCAGAGGAAUUCCACAGCACAGUUUGGUGUGGGAGGUGGAGGUGAAGGUGGAGGACUGUGUGUGUGUGUGUGUGUGUGUGUGUGUGUGUGUGUGUGGACAUGCAUGCGCGUUGGUCACGGGCCGACGGGGACGCCGCUGCGUUGCUGCGGAGUCCCACUCCCACUCCCACUCCCACUCCCACUCCCACGGAGACAAAGGAGGACAGCAGCGACAGCGACAGCGAGGGAAGCUGCCUAGGGGCCAUGACGCGGGACGGCCAGGACCACUACCUGCGGCUAGGACACACCCCCCGACGCCGCUCCGCCCUGCGCCUGUCACGCAUCAUCGCCCGCAAGCAGCUGCUUCAGAGGCUGCAGCAAGAGCUCGAGGCCAAGGAGGCGUGUGAUUGGCUGAGGGCGGCCGGGUUCCCUCAGUACGCGCAGCUCUACCAAGACUCACGGUUUCCUAUCGAUAUUUCCUCGGUGAAAAGGGACCAUGACUUUUUGGACCAGGACCUGGUGGAGCCUCUCUCACGGCGUCUCAACACUCUGAACAAGUGCGCCUCCAUGAAAGUGGACGUCGGCCAUCCUAAGAAGAAAGGGGACGACUCCGAUGAAGAUGACUCCAUGGCCAUCAGCAAGCGUUGGACGUUCGAGUGGAACAGCCGCCGCUGGUCCCGCCUUCAGGACCUCCUGUCCGACGGCGGCGGCCUGCGCAGCACGGUGAGCAGCGAGAGCGUGCUGAGCGAGCAGGACGCCUGCGAGGUCUCUUCGCUCGGCAGCGAGGACUCGGCCUCCGGCGUGUCCGCGGCGUCCUUCCGGCCGCGCGGAGACCUGCCGCACUACAACUCCCUGCCCAUCAAGAGCGGGCACCACGGGCAGGGCGGGCGCAGCAAGGCCAAGGAGUUCCUGCGGCGGAUGGACAUGGUGCGCACCUGGGGGCCGUCCACCAUGAGGAGGAGCUUAAAGCGCAGACCGCCGAUGGUCAUCAGCGGGCCGGUGCUGCAGGGGGAGGAGCCUCUGGCCCUGCAGGUGCUCCAGUGUACGCCCAUCAGCCAGCUGGAGCAGAACCUCCCCAAGCCCGGCUCGCCGGAUGACGGCGAGACGUCGCACGCCCACCCUAGCGAGGAUUGCGACCGUCUCGCCGUGGCGAGCGCCGGUCCCGCAGACCGGACGCCGGCGUCCACAAGGACGAGCGGCAAGAGGAGCAGCAAGUACCUGGAAGACAUGGAGCUGGCCCCUCAGGGGAAGAGGACAGACGGACAGAGGAACUUCUAUUCCUACCAGAACCUCCUCAUCCACGUCCCCAAAGACCACAAGCCCGGAACCUUCCCCAAAGCCUUGUCUAUCGAGAGCCUGGCGCCGGCUCCCGGUGACGGCGCCGUCUCUCGGCCGCGUCCGCCCAACAACAACAACGCGUACCCCGCCCGCUUCGGCGGGACGCCGUCCAAGCCGCCGUGCCCGAGGGCCCCGCGGGGCAGCCGGGCGAGCGUCUACGACAACGUCCCGGGCUCCCACCUCUACGCCAGCACGGGGGACAUCCUGGACCUGGAGAAGGAGGACAACCUGUUCCCGCACCUGGACGACAUCAUCCAGCACGUCAGCGGCCUGCAGCAGAUCGUGGACCACUGGAGCCGCGGCGUGCUGCCGGAGGGCGAGGACGGGGACGGGGACGGGGACGGGAGGACCACCCCCAGCGAGGGCGACCGGGACGGCGUCUCUUUGAACGACACCGACUCUACCGGGACCGGUCGGGAGAGGAGGGACUCCGGAGUCGGGGCGUCCCUGACCAGGCCGCGGGUGCGCUGGCCCAGUUUCAGGACGUCCGACCAUCUCAAGCAUCCGACGUCUUCCCUGCACAUCAGCAGCCAAUCGGCAUCUCAGCUCAGCUUGUUGCAGAAGUUCUCUCUGCUGCGCCUCACCGCCAUCAUGGAGAAGUACUCCUUGUCCAACAAGCACGGCUGGACCUGGUCGGUUCCUAAGUUCAUGAGGCGCAUCAGGGCGCCCGACUACAAAGACAAGAGUGUGUUUGGCGUGCCCCUCAUCGUCCACGUGCAGCGGUGUGGUUUCCCCCUGCCUCUGUGUCUCCAGCGGGCCCUCAGCCACCUCCGAAGCCACAGUCUGGACCAGGUGGGACUCUUCCGCAAGUCGGGCGUCAAGUCCCGCAUCCAGGCCUUGAGGGAGCAAUGCGACGCCGCGCCCGACUCGGUGGACUUCCACGAGCAGUCGGCGUACGACGUGGCCGACAUGGUGAAGCAGUUCUUCCGGGACCUUCCGGAACCUCUGCUGAGCAACAAGCUGGGAGAAACCUUCCUGCACAUCUACCAGUACGUUCCCAAAGAUCAGCAGCUGCAGGCGGCGCGGGCGGCCAUCUUGCUGAUGGCGGACGAGAACCGCCAGGCGCUGCAGACGCUGCUGCACUUCCUGCGUGACGUGACCGCCAUGGUGGAGGAGAACCACAUGACCGCCUCCAACCUGGCCGUGUGCCUGGCACCCUCGCUCUUCCACCUUAGCCUCACCAGGAGCGAGCUGCUGUCGCCCAGGUCCAUCCACAGGAAGUACACCACGGGCAGACCGGACCAGAAGGACCUGAACGAGAACACGGCGGCGACUAAAGGACUGACUCACCUGAUCACUGAGUGUCAGCGCCUCUUUCAGAUCCCAGAGGAGAUGGUGACCCAGUCCCGCAACUCCUACAUGGAGGCGGACCUCCAGGCGCCCCCGCUGGACGAGCUGGGGAAGGUCCGCCCCGAGGGAAUGGAUGACGAGGAGGAGGCGGAGGAAUCGGAGUCGGAGGAGGAGUUUGGGGCGGGGUCCUAUCGCACCCACGUGGAGAGGCUGGUCCAGAACCUGCUGAAAGAGGCCAAGGACAAGAGCAAAGGUUGGGUGUCUCGGCCCGCCUUGGAGAACACGGAACUGGCCUCCAAAAAGGUGGGCGACGGUAACCCUCUGAGGCGCUGGAAGGUCAGCACGGAGGUGCCGGCCCCGCCCACCGAGGUUCUGCACCGGCUGCUGAGCGAGCGCCAACGCUGGCACCUGGAGCUGGAGCAGGAAGAGACCCUAGAGACCCUGGACACGCAGACGGACGUGUACCGGUACCGCUGCCGCAACAUGGUGCCCCAGCCCGCCACGGACUACGUGGUGCUCAGGUCGUGGCGUGCUGACCCGGUGAGAGGCUGGAGCGCGCUGGUCUGCGUGUCGGUGGAACGCGACGAGGACGGCGGCGGCGGUGGUGGCCGGCGCGUGGCGGGUGCGGCGGCGGUGAGGGGCGUGGUCCUGGAGUCCCACUACCUCCUGGAGCCUUGUGGCACGCCUGCCAGGACCAAGCUCACACACGUCUCCAGGGUGGACCUCAGGGGGCGCUCUCCAGAGUGGUACAACAAGGCGUAUGGUUACUUGUGUGCCAACCAAGUCCUCAGAGUCCGAGCCUCCUUCCUUCCUGCGGACCACGGCCUGGACUCCCAGUCCUGAAACCUGGACUCUUAGUCCUGAAGCCUGGACUCCCAGUCCUGAAGCCUGGACUCCCAGUCCUGAAGCCUGGACUCUUAGUCCUGAAGCCUGGACUCCCAGUCCUGAAGCCUGGACUCCCAGUCCUGAAGCCUGGACUCUCAGUCCUGAAGCCUGGACUCCCAGUCCUGAAGCCUGGACUCUCAGUCCUGAAGCCUGGACUCCCAGUCCUGAAACCUGGACUCCCAGUCCUGAAGUCCCGUAUCUCAAAGUCCGCGUCAGCGAGACAGCGCUAGUUUUUUUUUUUUUUUUGCUUCCAUAUGCUCCUCGCUGAUGUCAUCACGAGGUCACAUGACCCGCCAGCAAACUAUGACCUCAUGUCGGAGUGUGUGCCGUACAAUGUCUGAGACAUGUGACCAUUGCGCUGCUUCCGGGAAGCAAGGUGUGUGUGUGUGUGUGUGUGUGUGUGUGUGUGUGUGUGUGUGUGUGUGUGUGUGUGUGUGUGUGUGUGUGUGUGUGUGUGUGUGUGUGUGUGUGUGUGUGUGUGUGUGCGCGCGCGCGCGUGUUGUGACGUCAGGGCUUAGCUGUCAUAUUGAUGACUCUUCCUGCGUCUGGUGGCUUGCGUUGGUUGCCAUGGUGAUGGUGACGCCGUAGCGCAACAUUGACCUAGACUUUGCAAAAAGUGUCACGACACAGAAUUGUUGUUUUUAAAUAAAAUAUAUGCAAAACAAUAAAAA
Entelurus aequoreus (snake pipefish) is the source of this 4842-nucleotide messenger RNA. Its product is annotated as stAR-related lipid transfer protein 13-like. Gene Ontology annotation, molecular function: lipid binding; protein binding; GTPase activator activity. The transcript has 14 exons. Lineage: Eukaryota; Metazoa; Chordata; Actinopteri; Syngnathiformes; Syngnathidae. Gene Ontology annotation, biological process: signal transduction; actin cytoskeleton organization; regulation of Rho protein signal transduction. The record is from RefSeq and is a predicted model, not a curated record. Bases 779 to 4129 code for a protein of 1116 amino acids.